Lipotes vexillifer (Yangtze River dolphin) is the source of this 336-nucleotide messenger RNA. It is a transcript of the gene BET1L, whose product is annotated as Bet1 golgi vesicular membrane trafficking protein like. The transcript is spliced from 4 exons. NCBI's taxonomy places the organism in Eukaryota, Metazoa, Chordata, Mammalia, Artiodactyla, Lipotidae. The record is from RefSeq and is a predicted model, not a curated record. The coding region runs from base 1 to 336 and encodes 111 amino acids.
AUGGCGGACUGGGCCCGGGCUCAGAGCCCCGGCGCUGUGGAGGAGAUUCUAGACCGCGAGAACAAGCGCGUGGCUGAUAGCCUGGCCUCCAAGGUCACCAGGCUCAAAUCGCUGGCCCUGGACAUUGAUAGGGACGUGGAAGACCAGAACCAGAGCCUGGGCGGCAUGGACACGGAUCUCACGAGUGUGACGGGCCUCCUCACGGGGAGCGUGAAGCGCUUUUCCACAAUGGCACGGUCUGGGCGAGACAACCGGAAGCUUCUGUGUGGUAUGGCUGUGGGCCUGAUCGUGGUCUUUUUCAUCCUCUCCUACCUCCUGUCGAGGCCAAGGACGUGA